UGUUUUUUGGAAGCAGGUUGUUUGAAAAGUGCUGAUAAAAAGUAAAAAUGAAGAUUCUGAUGGUGUUUGACUUUGAUCACACUGUGGUGGAUGACAACAGUGACAUCUGGGUCAUCAGGUGCCUUCCAGGUCAGACUCUUCCGGAUUCUGUGAAGCGUUCCUACAGGAGGGAUCAUUGGACCGAGUACAUGGGCAGAGUGAUGGCCUACAUAGGAGAGCAGGGGGUCGUCCCUGAUACGAUCCGCAGUGUGAUGGAGACUAUCCCCUUCACGCCUGGAAUGGUGGACCUGCUCACCUUCAUAUCGCAGAACAAAAGCUCGGUGGACUGCAUCAUCAUCUCCGACUCCAACACCCUGUUCAUAGACUGGAUCCUGAAGGGGGCGGGGCUCCAGGCGGCCGUGGACCAGGUGUUCUCCAACCCGGCCGGCAUCAAUGAGUCGGGCUACAUGGAGGUGAAGCACUACCAUUCGCACGACUGUGAGAGAUGCCCCGUCAACAUGUGCAAGAAGAAGAUCCUGGAGACGUACCUGUCCCAGAAGCCAGGAUACGGGCGGGUCUUCUACGUGGGAGAUGGCAGGAACGACCUCUGCCCCACUUCCUGUCUGAGGAGCCAUGACGCCGUGAUGCCCAGAAAGGGGUUCACCCUGGAGAAACUGCUGGCCGCUCAGAAAGAUCAGGAAGGUUCCAGCUCUGUUGGAGCUGAAGUGAUCGGGUGGAGCAGCGGAACUGAGAUCCUGCAGGAGCUGAAAGGAAGCCUGCAGUCGCAGUGAUGGAGGAGCUCAGCUUUCACCUCCCCUCCAUCGCUCCCCAUCCCCUGUAAGGAAAGCUUUCAUAUGCAGGGGGCCGAAUUUAAACCACAGAAGCACAAACUAGAGAAAAAAAGGAGUCUAAUGAAAUUAUUUUAUGAAAAAAACAAGGAAUGUAACGACUAUAAGUCAUUUAUUUUUUUCAUCUUUUCGUUUUUUUAUGGUGUCUUCAG
Molecule: messenger RNA, 979 nt
Organism: Cyprinodon variegatus (sheepshead minnow)
Lineage: Eukaryota; Metazoa; Chordata; Actinopteri; Cyprinodontiformes; Cyprinodontidae
Gene: phospho2
Product: phosphatase, orphan 2
Exons: 3
Coding region: 48-770 (240 amino acids)
Molecular function (GO): phosphatase activity
Source: RefSeq, a predicted model, not a curated record